Striga asiatica is the source of this 1197-nucleotide messenger RNA. The record is from the annotation of a GenBank genome assembly. Lineage: Eukaryota; Viridiplantae; Streptophyta; Magnoliopsida; Lamiales; Orobanchaceae.
GGUUUCGCCUCAUUCUCACACGCACACUACGCCCGCCUGAACCUCGAUUUCUAUUUCUAUCUCAUCACCGACGAGGCCACCGGAAAGAAGAAGCUGAAGGUGAACGCCUGGUUUAGCAGCCGGGUAACAACCGUCGCAAUUCGCACGGCGCUCAGCCACGUCACUAACCUGAUCAACGGCGUCAGGAGGGUUACCGUUACAAGAUGCAUUUCGUGUACACACGCGCCGCCUGUUAAUCCGAACAGCAAUCGGGAUAUACAGAUAAACAGAGGCUCUGUUCCGCACGCUCCGCCUGUUCAUCGUUUGUGGGAACUGGAAAUUUUGGAUGCCCAUUUCAGCGUUCUCUCGCAGCGGGUGCCGACGGUCCUGCCUGUCACAUCCGCCAGCACGCACCUCAUCGAGACCUACCCCUCCCUGCAGCCCAAGACCGCCGUCUUCACCCACAACGACGGUCAACCUCCUCCAGGCCACGGCACCGUCCCAAUCUUCUUCCAGGGCGUCACCUACAACAUCCCCGUCAUCAUGUGGCUCAUGGAUUCUUCCCCAAAAGAGAGGGCCAUUCAUAUGCAAGCUGAGGUAGGGCUUCUUGACAGUGUGUGGCGGCUGCGCCAGGUGGUUGAUGCUAUGGCGGUUGAGAUGCAUGCGGGCUUCUCCUCCGAAGGCGGGUCAAAGCUGAAGAUGCUUCUCACCUAUAUCUGCGACCUCCCUACUGGGAACGAAAAGGGGAUUUAUUAUGCUCUAGAUCUCGGCGGUACCGAUUUCCGGGUCUUGCGAGUAAAGUUAGGUGGCCAAAGGUCAACUACCAUAAUUCAUGAUGUCGAACGACAGCCCAUCCCUCAAAUUUGAUGACCGGCACAAGUGAGGUCGCUGAUUCUUGUGCAUUUUGGCUUCUCAGAUGUGGCACUUCCUGGACUAAAAAAUAUAAUUGAUUAAUAUUUCAUUAAAUUUCCAUUUCCAGGAGCUUUUUGAUUAUUUCGCAACAUCAUUGAAGGAUUUUUCCUCUUGCUCUUUUCAUCCGAUGAUUUGCUUUUCUUGACUUUCUUUGCUCCCAUUGAAUCUGCAUAUGAAUACACAUACUUUGUAUUUACAUAUUUUUUUCAUAAGUCACAGUAAUAAAGACAAGAAAAGAUUAAUUUUGUUAAGAUAUCUUUAUUAAUUGAUAUAAUGAUGCAUUAGUGUCAUUGGGGUGGGUGAGGG